UUUCAGCGUUUUAACGGACUUUUUAUAUUUCGUGCCAUGCAUCUACAGUUGUCACCCCACGCCCCCUUCCAAAUUAACCCAUCAGUGGACCGGCUCAUUUUUUCCCUUUUUGACGAAGAGGGGAUGUUUCGAUGCCUCCCGGUAGGUUCUCGCGCACCGAUUUACGUGCCUUCUUCCGAAUCGGAACUGUAUUUUGACGAUCUCAUAACGUCGCGAACGUACAAACGUGACGCGUCUCCGCCGCCUCCGCGACCACCGCCUCCUGCUGAGGACACUACAGAGAGGGAAAUGCCAAGACCACCCGUGAAGAAAAUCGAUCCGCCGAAAAUGAAUUUGGGGGAUCGCAGGAGACCGCCAGCUUACAGACCGAAGUCUCGGACUGAAUCGAGUAGUGCCAGUGGAAGCAGGGCAGAUGGUGGUCGCUUACGUGGAGACGGCGGCGGAAGCAGCGACGAAGACUCCUCCCGACAACUCGACCUCCGACAACGACUCCAAGAAGAAGCUUCCAUCUACCGGCGCCGCUUGGACGCCUACCGGCAAGCGCAACAAGACCAAGCGGCCCUAGUCAGUCGUCUACAAGCGAAGGUCCUACAAUACAAACAACGAUGCGCCGACCUCGAAGCUCAAAUGAUAGACAGCUCCAAGUACUCCGAACCUUCCACAUCCAGAACACCAGUGCACGUUCCAAGCGUACCGCAAAGUACGGCCCUGGAACAGGCACAACAACACCUACGAGAAAUGCGGGAGGAGAGGAUAACGGAUCUGGAGACGGCUUUGAGACGGUUAGACGAGGAAAAGAGGAAAAACGAGAAACUAAUGCAGCUGAAUAUGACUUUACGGGAACAACUAGAGGAGUCGCACAACACCAACGAGAGUCUGACCGGAGAUCUUCAGAAACUGACCAACGAUUGGGAGGCACUAAGAGAGGAGAUGAUCAUCAAGGAAGACGAAUGGAAGGACGAAGAGCAAGCGUUCAAUGAUUACUAUAGCAGCGAACACAACAGGCUUUUGAAUUUGUGGAGGGACGUUGUUGCGGUGAAGCGGUUGUUUAUGGAGAUUCAGUCAACCACGGAGAGAGAUUUGAACAAUUUGAAGAGCGAAGUUAGCAGUUUGGGUAAAGAUAUGAUGACGGCUUGUUGUAGAAUGGACACGAAUUUGUUCACGGAAACGGUUUUCGGUGGUAAGGAACGGUAUUUGCACCAGCAGGAACUUACCGAUCUUAAGCAUCAACUCGACUCUCUAAAAAUCCAUCACGACAGUUGCCAGACUGAGGUCAGAAUGAAAGAAGAGCGAAUUCAGCAGUUGCUGAAAGAUAUGCAAACUUUGGAAGAAAGAUGUGCCGACGCCGAGCACAACGUAUCCCAAGUAAUGAAAAUGCAAGAAGAAAUCGACAUCCUCCAAGGGGCCUUGCGUGACAUCGCUCACGCUCUGAUCCAAGACGCCGAAACAAAAGAUCCAGAACUGAUUCCAACCACUCAUGUACAUCUCAGUGCUUCCACACCUGUGCCCCAGAAAUCGCCAAAAAGAGGCUUAGCGCGUAGUAUGACUUCCCCAGCAGCUUUUGCUGAGAGCACCAUAUCUGCAGUACAAGCAGCUCUACAUAGGUAUCAGUCCAUGAUACAUGAACUACAGGUGAAGCUCCAAUCAAAUAGGGAGCAACUUUUGUUAGUUCGCAAGCAGUUCGAUAACUCCGAAGAAAACGUAGCUGGUUUAGAAAACCGGGUUAAAGAACUGGUGGCACAGCUAGAUGCUAGUCGCUCACAGUGUUCACAACUCGCCCAAGACAAAGAGUUCCUCCAGAAGUCCCUGGACACUCUAAAAACCGAAAAGAUCGCGCUAGACCGUCACCGAGUAGAAAUCAACUCCCUAGUGGAGUCGCUCAACGCCGACUACGACAAACUCCAAAAGAACAACAACAAACUGCAGAAGGAGAUCGACGGUUUGCAGGACGAGAAGAUUUUCCUGCAAACGGAGAUCGAUCGCCUGAACCAGGAAGCCAGCAUUCGAGAGAUCAAUCUUCGCGGGGAAGAGGAGAGGUGUAGCAGGAUCAGGGAGGAAUUGUUGAGUACGCGCGAAGAUCUACACAAAUUGUAUUUGUCGCACGACAUGCUUGAGCAACAGAAGGCGGAAGCCGAGAACUUGAUUAGUAGCUUGGAGAAGUCGAAAGGCGAGUACGAGAUGGAGUUGGAGCGGAUUCUGGGGGAGAGGAGCAACGUUCACGAUUCGUUGAUGAAGAAGGAGAAUAUAGCGGCGAAUUUGGAAAGUGAUAAGAAGAAGCUUCUGGACGAUUUGAAGAAGCUUGAAGACGAAAAGCUGGCUUUGCAAAUGCAGUCCAAUGAUCAGCAAAACGAUAUUCAGUCUUUGCGGAAGGAGCUGCUCCAGGCGGAGCAACAAAGACUGGAUUUGGAGUCCGAUAAGGUGUCGCUUUCGGAAAAGUGCAAGUUUUUGGAAAUCGACAAAGGAAAGAUCGAAAUGGAACUCAACCAAGUAACGCGAGAAAGAAACGACCUCAGCAACCAGUUGACCGUUCUGGGGCGCAAAAGAGACGCCCUAAACGACGAACUAAUCAGAACCCGCCAGAAACUAGAACAAGCCAACGAAACCAACGCCCGCGUUAACAGAAACCUAGAAGACCUGGUGAAAGAAUGCGAAGAAAAACAAUGCGCUUUGGACGCCUUGGACAAAGACAUGCAGCGCCUCCAGGAACAACUCGCCGCAGUGCGUUCCGAGAAAGAAGCUUUGGAAGCUGUGCUUUUCGACACACAGACGAACCUGGAAGCUUCAGAAGCCAAGAAAUUCCAGCUGGAGAGCGAACAACAAGAACUUUUGGUUAAACAAGAGCAACUCAAGGCGCAAAUUGCUCGCCUGACUAAAGAUCUAGAAAGGUCGGAGAAGAGGUGCAUUGAGGUUAAAAAUAGUUUGCUGCAACAGAGUGGCAACAAGGAGAUGGAAUUUAAACAAACUAUAGAGAAAUUGAAGUCACAAAAUGAAGACAAUAUCAAGAAAUUGACAGAAGAAAGGGAAAAAAUUAGGACGACAUUGGAGAAGCGUCUGCAGCAGUCUUUACAGCAAUUGACGCAUGAAAAAGAUGCCGAGAUUCAGCAGUUGAUCGACAGGAUUGAGUCGCUGCAAAACCACAUCGACAACAUGGUGCAACAGCACGAAGAGCUGAUGUUGAGGGCCGAAAACGAUAAACAGAAAGCGCUCUUGAUCGCGCAUCAUGAUCAACAAGCGUUGCAAGAUCGCCUGGAGGAUGCGCGAAGGGAGCUGAACAAUGAAAGAGAGGCAUUAGAGAGGUUGAAAAGGGAGGCGAAUGGUCGCUUCGAGAAGGACCGCUCGAACAUCAACCAGUUGAAGGAAGAACUAGGCAAGUACAGGACGAGGUUGGAGGAGAGCAGGACGCGUGCCGAGGAGGAGAAGGUGAAGUUGGACCAGAGGAUCGAAGAGAUCAAAGUGGAAAGAGACGGACUGCAGACGGAAGUCGAGAACUUGAAAGUUCAACUACAUCUGAGCGAAGACAAGAGUGAAAGUAUCAACAACCAACUCCACGAAACGAUCAGGAAGCUCAAAGAAGCUGAGAAUAACUCGGAGAGUCUCAGGAAGGAAAUCACCGAUAUUAGGAGACUCCUGGCGGAUAGCAACUUCGAAAAAGAGAAGUAUCACAACACGAAUAAGGAGCUGAGAGACCACGUAAAGAAAAUCGAGGGAGAAAAAAGAGAGCAGAGUAGACAGCUGGAAGAAACGUUCCAGAAGAUUACGAAUCUAGAAGAUAUCAAACUUUCCAUCGAGAAUGAGAAGAACAGGCUCCAGAACCAGAUAAGAGACUUGGAGAAGGAGCAGUUGCAGUCGGAACAUAAGGCGCAGUCCAUCUACGAAGAGCUCCAGAGAUCUCAAGCGGCCGGCACCCAGCAGCAAGCCGAAGAGAAGGAGUUACAAGCCCGACUUCUAAAUGAAGUGGAAGAGCGAGAACGCGCCCAUCAGGAAGUCCACCAACUUAAGAAACAAAUGUCCGAACUGGACCGAAACCUAGACCAGACCCGUCAAGAACUGGGCAGGACUCGCUCGCACAGCGCCCAGUUGGAGGAGCAGUGGCACGCCCGAGAACAAGAUUUGUUGGUCCACUUGGAAGACAGCCGGGCUAGGGAGAAGCGGUUGGAGGACCAGAAGCACAAUUUGGAGGUUUGUUUGGUGGAUGCUACGCAGCAGAUCCAAGAGUUGAAGGCGAAACUCGGAGGUUCCGAAGGCAGAGUCAGAGCUUUGGAAGCGCAAUUGGCGCAGCUGGAAGGAUUGAAACGCGACGUGGAGCAGAAGCUUUUCAGCGUUGUUUCGACUUUGCGCAGGAUUGCGGGAGUGCAGUUGGAUGGGUCUGUGAGCAUGCCGUAUCGGUUGCUCAGUCCAUCGAGGAGGUGGAGUCCUGCCAGAGGACAUGAUGAUGGAAGAGAUGGCGCAAUCGACGUGGAUCCAGAAGUCGUACGCAAAGGAGUACGCAAUUUAAUGCAGCAAGUGGCACAGAUCGAACGCGAAAGGGACGACUACAAAACCCAAGUUUCCACAAUCAAGAAGCAGCUACAUGAAGCACACGAAAGUCAGAGCAAAGGCGACAGCAAACUCAACAAGGUGUUGCAGACUUUGAGAGGCCUCCAAGAUGAGAAAGGGGCUCUGGAGGCGAAACUCAGCCAAAAGUCCGUCGAGUUGCAGUCGCAAACUACCGCUCUGAGCAAAAAAAUGGAAGAGAAUCAGCAGAUGCGCGACAAAAUCGUAUCGUUGGAGUUAUCGAUAAGCAGUGGAAAUGAAGAGAGAUUGCAGUGCGAGGAUAAGCUGGAGAAGAUGAAGAUGGCUUUAGGGAGGCUUGAGGCCGAGAAGCGCGGGCUGCAGGAGGAGUUGAGCAGGACUGAGAGCAGAUCGACGAAAUUGGAGCUGCAGAGGAUGUCGACGGAGGGUGAUUUGCAGAGAUUGCAGAUGAUGCUGCAAGAAAAAGAUGCCACCAUACAGAAAUUACAAGAGAAGUGCGAUCAUCAGAGUCGUACUCUGGCGAGUUUGGAAGAACGCUGUAUGUCUCUGAAGUCCACGAUCGAUCAGUUGACUUUAUCGCUAGAGAAAGCAUCCACUGGUGAGAAUGAACUCAGAACGGAGAUACAAACCCUACAGAGGUCGCUGUUGGAGGUGACGAGCUCAUCGCAAACAGGAGCCGAGAAGCUUAAACAGCUCCACAAGUCCCUCGCCAACAGCGAAAAUGAACGCCGCGUUCUCACCGAACGCUUCGAAAGCACCCAACAAAACCUGGCCGAGAUGAGACGCAACAACCAAAUCCUCCAGGACCAAGUGACUCGCCUCAACAACGAGCUAGCGAACAACGAAGUGCAGCGCUCGGGCCUCGAAUCUCAGCUGCGCUUAGCGCAGUGGCCAGCAGACGGCGCUAUCAGCUCGCACCAAGAAGAAGAGCUCCACCGGCAGCUGCAGGCCGUGCAGCGGGAGCGAAGCGAGCUUCGCGGAAAAGUCGACUCCCUCAACAACAAAGUGCGACAAGUGGAGGCGGAAAAGCGAAACAUGGAGCGGUCUUUGGCCAAAUCGACCACUCGAAGCAAGUCGUUCGAGCGCCCGGAAAAGUACGAAAGCGAUUCGGGAAUCAACGAGUUGGAACGGUACGAACAAGAAAAUAGAGAGCUGCGUCACAAAAUCUCGCACCUCGAGGAGGAGUUGGCCGAGAAAGACUCGGAGUUGAUGAGGUUGAGGACUCAGCGGCCGGGAUUGGACGCUAAGUUUGAUAGGGCGGAGAUUGAGAGAUAUAGAGCGGCUCAGUUGCAAGCUGAGAGGUUGCUGGAGGCCAGAGAGCAGAGUCAUCGGCAGCAAGUGGCACGGUUGGAGAACCAAGUAACUCUGCUAAGAGAACAACUAAACCAAGAAAUCAAAAGACGACAGCAGUACGUUCUCAGGAGUACUAAGGCUGGCCGCGAGAUGCAGCAGCUGAGGCAGGCCUUGGGCGAUUCUUUGCGCACGGUGUCCCAGGAUCCGUCCCUCGAUGCUCUUUUGUUGGAGCACGAGGCGCGAAAACUGGAUAACACACUUUCCAACACUGCCAGUUUGCCUCCUGGUCUUAGUUUACCAUCGUCUUCGUACAGGAGAUCUACAACUCCGCAACCUAAGUAGUUUUAGUUGAUUUUUUAUUGACAUCAUUACCAGGGAAGUAUGAGAACUAUUAUUUAUUCGCACUUUUGUACCAAAGAAUGUAAUGUACUUAAGUCCAUUCUCGAUUUACACUGCCAUUUUUAUAAUUUGCUCAAUAAGGUUAGAUUGCAAGGAAUGGACUACUAAUCUAGGAACGCUUUCGCCGUCUAAUCAGGUAUAAAUCACGGAUUUGGAGUAACUAAAUUAUUUUUAAACACGAAGUUUUGGUAUUUAUACUCAAAAGUGUUCAAAAUUGAAUAGGGUAACACUUAGUGACACUACUUAAGUAGAGAAGUAACUGAAUAGAUGUACUUAAAAGCUGUAAGGAAGAUACUUAACCGUCCGUUAACGGUUUCUAGAAUUGACAUUUCAGGAGGAUAUACAUGUUUGCCGACUGCUUGGGCAGUCUUUGGGGCCCUGUAUAUCGGGAUGUUAUUCUUAAACUGUUAAAUUUUCCGUCCAGUUAAACAUACCUAUAUGUAUUUUGUAAUGAACUCGUAGAACAUAACUUAGGUUAACUAUUGCUUAAAUAAAUUACUAUUAGAGAAA
Molecule: messenger RNA, 6714 nt
Organism: Zophobas morio
Lineage: Eukaryota; Metazoa; Arthropoda; Insecta; Coleoptera; Tenebrionidae
Gene: Root
Product: rootletin
Exons: 22
Coding region: 37-6147 (2036 amino acids)
Source: RefSeq, a predicted model, not a curated record